This is a messenger RNA of Tricharina praecox, 5011 nucleotides long. RefSeq lists its product as uncharacterized. Gene Ontology annotation, molecular function: phosphatidylcholine lysophospholipase A1 activity. Gene Ontology annotation, biological process: phosphatidylcholine metabolic process. The record is from RefSeq and is a predicted model, not a curated record. The transcript has 3 exons. Gene Ontology annotation, cellular component: endoplasmic reticulum. The coding region runs from base 317 to 4759 and encodes 1480 amino acids. NCBI's taxonomy places the organism in Eukaryota, Fungi, Ascomycota, Pezizomycetes, Pezizales, Pyronemataceae.
CGUGCGUCACGACCCACCACGGCAUCCAACAACGUCGCCUGCAAAUGGCCUUUUCCGCCCGCCAAAGCCCGCCCAUCUUACGUCUCCAUGCACUGGCAACCGUUUGAGCAUCGUCGUUGACACGUUCCGAAAAAGCAAAAGCCCCAAGCACUCCGUCACGUCCAGUUGACCUACUGCCGGCCACAUGCGUGUUGCUGCAUCCCGCGUUUCACACACACCUCCGAGCACGAGGCGUACAUAAAGCAGUGUACGAGUACAUCACACCCUACGCUCGCAUCCUCGAACACCAUCUCACUCUACCGGUCAACAGCUCGCCAUGAACGUUUCCAGCCCGUUGUCGGCGGCUGCCUCUGCAGUGGCUACAUCCUUACUACAGUCGUCUCCAACGUCCUCAGCACUGGCCGCAAGAGCACCCCCACCGGAUGAUCCCAAUAUCUUCUGGCUCACGCUGUCGCUGGUCUACUCGACUGUGUACCUCCUUCAGCGCAUCGCCUUCGCGACCACCAAAUUUGCCACAUAUACCCUCCCCGCCUGGUUAUUUACGCUGUUCAGCAUGUCGUUGACGUUUACGAUGAACUUUACCACUCUCAUGAUCAUAUUCCUCGUCUUUGGCUCGAUAGUCUCCUGGGCCGUCCGCUACAAGGUGUUGAAUAACUACAAUCGGUUGCCCCCGGAACCGCAACGCAAGGACCCGGAGAUAGAUCUCUUUCCCGAUUCCCAGGAAGGCGACUCGAAACCGGGCUUCUCAAGCUACCUCGACGAGUUUCUGAGUGCUAUCAAGGUGUUUGGAUAUUUGGAGAGGCCUGUGUUCCACGAGUUGACGCGAAGUAUGCAAACGAGAAAGCUGAUCGCGGGGGAAACUUUGAUGCUGGAAGAAGAGAAGGGUUUCUGCAUUGUAGUCGACGGCCUCGUACAGAUCUUUGUCAAGUCUAAUCGGGAGAUGCAUGGCACCGCCUCCGCGCAUUACGGUGGGGGUGGAGCGUUUCACGAUGAAGAGGAGGGUUCGGAGACGGCGGAUGGGUACCAGCUACUUACUGAAGUCAAGAAUGGUGCGCCGAUGAGCAGUCUGUUCACGAUCCUGAGUCUGUUUACAGAAGACAUCAAGCUGCGCCAUGAAGACGAGGACGAUGGUGGCCUCUCCACCAGCAGCAGCAUGAUAAACUUGGACCAGUUGUCGAUGAGCCAUCGGACUAGUCCAGUAGACAGAGAACACAGUCCAAUAAGAUCUCAUAGCCGCGGGCCACUGCUGCCUGUGCCGCAUCUGUCACUUGACGAUGGCGAGCGGCCACAGCGACCAAAGAUCAAGAGACCAAAGUCCGUGCAUCCAGACAUUCUUGCUCGCGCCACAGUGGAUACAACCAUUGCGGUAAUCCCGGCGUCGGCUUUCCGGCGGCUCACGAGAAUGUUCCCCAAAGCGUCGGCACACAUCGUCCAGGUCAUUCUUGCCCGCUUUCAGCGCGUCACAUUCCUGACUGGAUAUAACUACCUUGGUCUGACUGCGGAGGUGCUGAGAACUGAGAAAUUUAUGAACCGGUACACCAUGUAUGAGCUGCCAAACCACCUGCGAGGAGGUGCCCUCGAUAGACUGAAGGAGAAGUUUCGACGCGAGCAAGAACGGUCGGAUGCAGACGAUUCUAUCAAGGGGAUUGUACUGCACAAUCCCAAGGCCGGAGGAAAGCGGCGGCGAUCAAGUGCUGCUCUCCGGAAGGAGGCUGCUAUUCACGCUCGACUGGCUGCCGCACGAGGGAUUCCAUCGCCGGCUCUGGACACUGCGCCGUCUCCCUUCCAGCAGGGGCCCCCCUCAGAAGACCGUCCCCUAAUAUCGCCUAUGCCGAAGAGACGAUCUCCGUUCAACGAACCCUGGGAUCCUGCCAGCCUUCGGCCGAUGGAUACGCCAAUGACGCAUCGUGCAUUCGAUCCGUUCGCACACAGCGCAGCUAAAUUCCUGAACGACCGGAGAGCCGAAAACGAGGAUUCGGAGUUUCGGGAGGCUGUAUUGGAGUGUAUGUUCAAGGCUAUCGGCUUGACCGGAUUCACGAGCAGCCAGAAAGCCGGCACGGAAAGUGGCGAUGCUAGUCCGAGACUGCUAUCCUACGAUGCACGGCGGCAGAAGGCAACGUUUACCAACGCGUUUGGGCAGCUGGACAUGCUGGAGGGAAGCGAUGGGGAUACAGAGAGUGUUACCAGUGCUUCCGCUGCAUCAACUAGCGGCGGUGGCGGUAUCGGCUCGGUUCGAGCGGAGCUCAAGGACGAUGUGGAGAUUGUGUUUUUCCCCGAGGGCUCUGUUCUGGUUGAGCAAGGAGAGAGGGAUCCAGGGUUGUAUUAUGUUAUCGAUGGUUUCCUGGAUGUAUCCAUACCUGUCGACGGCAAGGCGACUAUGAGCCAGAACAUCUUUGGAGAUAACCACUCGGAGGCUGGUGCUGACAGAGAAUCGCUCAACCGCACGGCAACCAACUCGUCCUUUUCAGCAAGAUCGACGUCGCGGACACGGACAAAUGGCAAGCCCACGAGGACCCAGAAGAGCUUGUUUAUGAUCAAGCCUGGCGGUGUGGCUGGCUAUAUCGGCAGCAUCACCUCGUAUCGGAGUUUCAUAGACGUAACGGCCAAAACCGAUGUUUAUGUCGGGUUUCUCCCGCGAGCUGCGUUGGAGAGAAUAACGGAAAGGCAUCCGGUUGUCUUGCUCACAAUGGCGAAAAGAUUGACCAGCUUGCUUCCGCGUUUGAUCCUGCAUAUAGACUUUGCGCUAGAAUGGCUGCAGGUCGACGCCGGUCAGGUGAUUCAUCACCAAGGCGACGAGAGCGAUGCUAUAUACAUCGUUCUUAAUGGUCGUCUCAGAGCAAUCCAGGAGAAUGAUAACGGCACAAUGCGGGUGGUCGGGGAGUUUGGGCAGGGUGAGAGUGUUGGCGAACUGGAAGUUAUGACGGAAAGCACACGGCCUGCAACCCUUCAUGCAAUUCGAGACACGGAGGUCGCUCGGUUCCCGAAGACCCUCUUCAAUAGCCUGGCUCUAGAGCAUCCUGGGAUCACCAUUCAGAUCUCGAAAAUUAUUGCCUCUCGCAUGCGCCAGCUGAUCGACGAUCCGUUGAUUGAGCAAGGGUCGGCCAGAGUUGGAAGUUCUCCAACCAAGAAAGUGUCUUCGACAAUGAAUUUACGCACUGUUUGUGUCCUGCCGGUGACUGCUGGAGUGCCGGUUAUGGAGUUCUCCCAUCGUCUUUCGAACGCCCUCACGCAGAUCGGUACUGCCAACGGUGUCACUGUACUCAACCAGUCGGCUAUAUUAAACCACCUGGGACGCCAUGCAUUCUCGCGGAUGGGAAAGCUAAAGCUCCAAGGUUACCUUGCGGAUCUCGAGGAGAAGUACGGCAUGGUCCUCUAUGUUGCAGACACCAGUGUCAAUGCGCCAUGGACACAGACCUGUAUCUCCCAAGCCGACUGUAUUCUCCUCAUUGGUCUCGCGGAGUCAUCACCAAACAUCGGCGAGUACGAACGAUUUCUUGUCGGCAUGAAGACAACUGCCCGCAAAGAGCUGAUUCUCCUUCACCCUGACCGAUACUGCCCGCCUGGCCUGACCCGGCAAUGGCUCAAGAACCGUAUGUGGGUCAAUGGCGGCCAUCACCACGUACAAAUGUCAUACAAGACGUCUCCAGGACCAGCGAUCAAUACGAAUGCGAGCCAGAAAUUCGGGUCAGCGUUAAAGCAGAGGGUACGCAUUCUUCAAGCAGAGGUAGCCAAAUAUGCAACUAGGCGAUCGGGCAAGACUCCUAUAUAUCCUGCUGGGUCUACGGCAAAGAGCGACUUUCACAGGAUUGCCAGACGGUUGACCGGUAAGAGUAUUGGGCUAGUGCUGGGUGGCGGCGGCGCCAGAGGUAUUGCGCACCUGGGUGUCAUCAGAGCCUUGGAAGAGGCUGGGAUUCCGAUUGAUGUUGUAGGCGGUACCUCGAUCGGUGCCUUUAUUGGUGCUCUGUACUCGCGCGACGCAGAUAUCGUUCCCGUCUAUGGCCACGCAAAGCGAUUCUCGGGGCGCAUGGCAAGUUUGUGGCGGUUUGUGCUUGAUCUGACGUAUCCCUCCUGCUCAUACACAACUGGCCAUGAGUUCAACCGUGGAAUCUUCAAAACUUUUGGGAAUUCUCAAAUUGAGGAUUUCUGGCUCGAGUUUUACUGCAAUACGACAAGCAUCAGCAAGAGCCGAAUGGAAAUACACACGAGUGGCUAUGCUUGGCGGUAUAUUCGCGCUUCGAUGUCACUCGCAGGUCUCCUGCCUCCACUCUGUGACGAGGGGGAUAUGCUGCUGGACGGCGGCUACGUCGACAACCUUACGGUGGCCCACAUGAAAUCCCUUGGAGCCGAGACUAUAUUUGCAAUUGAUGUGGGUAGUGUGGAUGACCAGACACCCCAGGCAUUUGGAGACUCGCUGUCAGGCUUCUGGGCCUUCGUGAAUCGUUGGAAUCCCUUCUCACCCUAUCCCAACCCUCCCACACUGGCAGAAAUCCAGGCAAGGCUAGCAUACGUUUCCUCGGUGGAUGCCCUGGAGCGUGCGAAGCAGUCGCCGGGCUGCCUAUAUAUGCGGCCGCCCAUCGAUGCCUACGGAACCUUGGAUUUCGGCAAGUUUGAGGAGAUAUGCGCGGUUGGCUACGAGUUCGGGAAGAAGUUCCUGCAGGAAGCGGCUGAGAAGGGGAUCUUGCCAAAGGAUUCGGGGGUGGACGGCAUCAGAGGGAGGAACAUGCUGCGGAUGGUGGCGCCGAGACGGGCGAGUAUCUAGGAAACUAUUUGUUUGCUGGUCAGGGAAUUGGGAUUUUGAAGGUUGGGCAUCGCAUAGGAUGGUGUUACUUUUUACUUGCUUUUUGCGGGGAGAGGGAGUAACGAAGCCAUAGCAUGAGCUUCUGGAACUACGAAUGGAUAUCCGAUUUCGUUAGGAUUUGUGUACAUACAUGGGUUUUAGGCCGACUAUACAAGAGGUCUAGAAUAGUGUACACUACGAGUUAUGUUACAAAUUUAGAAUGGUUUCCCAGAA